Molecule: messenger RNA, 2180 nt
Organism: Hippoglossus stenolepis (Pacific halibut)
Lineage: Eukaryota; Metazoa; Chordata; Actinopteri; Pleuronectiformes; Pleuronectidae
Product: tumor necrosis factor receptor superfamily member 13B
Exons: 5
Coding region: 104-910 (268 amino acids)
Cellular component (GO): plasma membrane
Molecular function (GO): protein binding
Source: RefSeq, a predicted model, not a curated record
CCUCCAUGCUGAAAUAAGACACAGGCCUUUCUCACUCUCAUCUUCAAACCGAGGAUUCUCCCGCUGCCUCUUCGUCUCACCAGACUGAGAGUUAUCAGGGCCGAUGGGUGGAAGCUGCCCUGAGGGUCAGUACCGGGACGGCUUGGUGAAAGAAUGCCUGAGCUGUCGUUUGGUAUGCCAGCAACCGCCUGUCAUCAGCAGGUGCAUCACUUUUUGCGACUCUACACAUUGCAAGGGGCUGCCCGGUCACUACUACGAUGCGCUGCUGAAGAGGUGCAUGAGGUGCGCUGAGGUUUGUGGCAAACAUCCAGCAGAAUGCUCCCAGCACUGCCACACUACGCCACCUCCUGUGACCACGAAAAUGCUCGUGGUUAAAGUCAGCCCCCACCUGACGAACUCCAGAGGGCUCUCGGUGCCGAUGGCCCUGGAGGACCCCACGCUCUUGCUCUACUCUCUGCUGGCACUGUGCAUGGUGCUGCUGUUUUCUAGCUUGUCUUUGGCCCUGGCCGUCUUGCUGAGGAGGUCCAGGGCCAAAAGCUCCAAGCCGAAACCCAAGGAGGCCAAACAGAAACUGGCUGUGCAGCCAGGUGAAAAGCUCAUCAUGCGAGAGGGGCAGCUGGGGCACACCUCCAAAAAUUUUGUAACAAGUCCAGGCUGCCCCCCGAACCGUGAGCAGUCAGACGACUCCAUCCCGACAGAGACGUGCGUGUGCGUCCACUGCUUCCCGGACCUGAAAGCACUAGGCCAAAGCAAUGACAAGCCACUGGGACCACCGUUCUCUUUCAACCAGCAGGCUGGCUUCCCAGUAGCCCAGACCAUGAACGGCAGGCCUCUCUGGACUGAGCAGAGCCACCACGAACCGGGAGGGGGAAGCAGUGAGAUAAGGUUCCUUUGCUCCCCUUCAAAUUAAAGUGUCUCGCAGCAGAACUGGAACGGAUAACCACGUCCCCAACGCACCGGAGAUGUUCAUCAGUAUAUGAUAAGAUAAGAUUUUACAGCAGCAAGAGAUCGGCCAAAAAUAGACGAGUACUUGCAAAUAAACAUGCAAUACUUAAAAUGGCAGGGAAAUGUCACAAAUAUAAAUGGAAUAAAGACAAAUUUAUACAGUGUAAAAACAGAAUAUAUACAGUGUGAGAAUAUUUGCAGUGGAACUGGAUUUUUGUUAAAAUUUUAAAUGAAAAUAUGGUCUCAAAGCAACACUAUACAUUUUUCCCCCCGUUAAAAUAGUAGCCUCUAAAUUAGUUUGACAGUAGAUUGAGUAGGAAAUGGGAGAAUGGGGCCACUUUCGUUCUCACUCGUCACCAUGAACAUCUGCCCCUGCACUAUUUAACUAUAGUGAGCAGGUACGAUCUCCUGUGAGAAGUGUGAAACUGACAGUUAGUUGCUGCGUUAAUUGUCAGGAUCAGGCCCAGCGAGUUCAAGAGUCAUGCUGAAGUGUAGAUCAGCUAAAAGGCCUUAGGGAGCUUUAACAACUUCCUUGUUUGGUCCGGACCUUCGGACUUCUCAGCUUAGUCCAAACCAAAAUACCAGGAGGGAAAGGAGCCUCGGACCACGGUCCAGAGCCAUGGACCAAAGUUUGGUUCAAUCAAAAGAGGUGGUCUCAGUCUGGAUCAAGCUGAGCCAUGGUUCGGUUUGUUUGCAGUGUGAAAACACUUUGAUUAUUCAGACUUACAGCAGAUAUGUUUGAAUGAUAAGGAUGAUAGUUAUAAUACUACAGUAAUAUUACAGUACGAAAUUACAUGACCAUUUCACACAGCCCAGCAACAUCUGAUUGCUUACUGACUGUAAUCACAAUUUCAGAAAGGCACGUUUAUGACUGACUCAUGUUUUUAUUCUUCGUUGAAACAAGUAAAACUCAACAUUCAACAUACAACACAUGACAAACUGAGUUAAACUGUAAAUUAGUAAGCAAUGAAUGGGCAGAUGACACAAUGUGUUCAUCUAAAGAAAGGAGAACUUGUGGUAAUAGCAGUGACUCAGUGCUUGAGAACAAUCUGCCACUAAACUGUCGUGUUCUUUUUGUUGCCACCACUGGGUGUCGCCAAAGUCAAUAAUGUUCAAGUUCGUAUUGGGACUUCAUAGCAGACACUGUCUGUAUUAUAGGCACAGAAUAUUGUGUGUACGUGUAAUAUAAAAAGAACAUGUUUCAUAUAUGAUAAAUAAACAAGCAACACAAAGGA